UAAAUAAAGGAUACCAAACAAAAAGAAACGAACAGCGUAACAAACAAAACAAACGUUUUCCAGAAUUCGGAAACCCAAUUCAUACUCUGCGCUCUGUUUUGUUCCUCCUUUCCCAGAUGGCAAGGGGAGGAAAGGUUAGUGGCAAACGCAAUUUCAGGAAAAAGGUUCGGUCAAAGGAAGGUGGUUCUGAUGAUUCUGAUGAAGAUUAUGUGGUUUCAGAUGAUGCUGGAGAUGUGUCUGAUUGUCCAGAGGAGGAUUUAUCUUCUUUAGAUGGAUGCGCAUCCGAGGAGAGUUUUGGUGGUUUUCCAGAAGAGAAGGAGGAAAUUCAACGAGUGAGGAAAUUCAAUAGAUCAAAGGCCAAAAAUGGCAUUUGUGGUCAGCAGAAAAUUGCAAGUAAAACCUCACGGAAGAGGCAAAGGAUUACAUAUGCAGAACAAGAAGAACAAGAAAAAGAGGCAGAUGGAGAUGAGGAUGAGGAUGAGGAUUUCAAUUUUGAUGACGAUGAGGAAUUUACAAUAGAGGAGGAAGAUUACUCAGAUGAGGAAGAAGAAACAAGGGGGAGAAAGAAGAAAAAUAAUGCCAUGAAAAUGGGCAAGAAGAUUUUGGGGAGAAGGGCUUCUGUGACUUCUACCAGAGGUAGGAAAAGGAGGAGAUCUAGCGCUUCAAAGAAGCCUUUGAGAAAGAAAAGAAGAAAGAAUGGAGGAUUAAGGAGGAAAGUACAAUGUGACAAUGCAGAUGAUUUUAUAGAUAACGGCCCAGCCAUCAGGACAAAGAGUUGGAAAAAACCAGGCCGGAAAAGGAGAAGACUUCUUGAAGAUUACAAUUCCAAUUCUGAUUGUUUGUCUGGAUCAUCUGAUUAUGAGUUUACUAUCUCUGAAGAAGAGAGAGAACAGUUGAGAGAAGCCGAGGAAUUAUGUAGAAGUUUAAGAAGGAACUUGAGGAGUUCUUCCAUUCUAGUGAAAAAUGAGGAGGUUGGAGUACAUGAAGUUCCACAUCAGCAACGGAAGCCCCCGGGCCGGAAGGGUAAGGAAAAGAUAGAGGAAUCUCAACAAAGUAAGGGUAAAGAAAAGGUAGAGGAUUUAAAAAGUGAGGUGGGAAAGCAGGUGUGUGGAAUUUGUCUGUCUGAGGAAAAUAAAAGAAGAGUAAGGGGAGUACUAAGUUGUUGCGCUCACUAUUUUUGCUUUGCUUGCAUUAUGGAGUGGUCGAAGGUGGAAUCUCGCUGCCCUUUGUGUAAGCAGAGAUUCAAAACAAUCAGUAAGCCUGCACGAUCAACGGAGGGGAUCGACUUGAGAGAAACGGUGAUACAAGUGCCAGAACGUGAUCAGGUUUAUCAGCCCUCCGAAGAAGAACUCAGGAGCUAUAUUGAUCCAUAUGAGUAUGUUAUUUGUUCAGAGUGCCAUCAAGGCGGAGAUGAUGGCCUCAUGUUACUCUGUGAUAUCUGUGAUACCCCUGCACACACUUAUUGUGUUGGUUUGGGGCGGGAAGUACCUGAAGGUAAUUGGUAUUGUGAUGGUUGUAGACCAGUUGCUUUGGGAUCUUCAAGCUCCCAGGUUCAAGAACGUGUGGCUGAUCCAGGGGUGACAACCCAAAGCCUUCCUGUUAGACCAUCACCAGUUCAUGUACGAGAAAGUAUAGACCUCAACUUGAUGUCUUCACCUCGUGCAUCUUUUAAUCAAGGUUUCGGGCAUCUUUCAUCUAGAUUUUCUGGCAGAAGUGUUGAAGGAGGCUCUCCUGUAUCUGGAGGAGGGGCACCAACUUUAUCAGAGAGACGCUGGAUACACCGUCAAAUUCAGCAGCUACUUUCAAUAGAUAGAAUGACUUCUCCAACUGGCAGAACUGAUGGUAUUUCAGCUACCGGUUCAAUGAGUAACUUAUAUAGUUCUCAAAUUGAUCAAAGUAGGGAACCAGCCACUCAACAUACAAGGACACAGGAAGUGGGAACAUCAUAUCACACAUUCUUUGAGGAGAGAUUAUGCAACUAUACUUCUCCAUUGAUGCAGAAUGGAGAUCCCUUCUCCAUAAGAAUAAGCAAUGCAAAAAGGCCAGUGGUUCAGGAUUCAACUACGUUUGUCAACAGGCCUGUGAAUGGGAUGCUAUGGCCUGGACUUGCGGGGACACCCACCAUAUCAGAUUAUCAGUGCAGCAGUAGACCAAACAUUGUCACUGAUGGUAGUUUAACCCCUGCUUUCAAAGAAGAGAGUAACUUCCACAAUGUGAAGGAGCAGUUGCAGUCAAUGGUUAAAAGCCACCUGAAGAGCUUGUCUCGAGAUAUUGAUUUAGGUUAUACUACCUUCAAGGACAUUGCAAGGAGUUCUACGCAUACCAUACUCGCAGCAUGUGGUCUUGAGCACAAGAAGAGUGAAGUUUGCACUGUGCCUCCACCAUCCGUCUGUCCCCACACUGAAUUAAUGGCUAGUGGACAAACAAGUCUGAUUAAAGGUUGCUGCUCAUCUUGCUUUGAUUCUUUUGUAGGAGAUGUGGUGAAAAGGAUUUUGGACACAAGAAUGUCGUCACAGUGGUUACGAUUAGGACUUUAGGCAUUAUAUUCUUACAAUGUGUCCAGAGGCACACCAUUUGGUUAGUAGUUAAGACAAGAAUAUCUCAUUUACUUGAUUAUACAUAGAUGAAUAUGAUUCGCUAACAUUUGACAG
Gastrolobium bilobum is the source of this 2651-nucleotide messenger RNA. RefSeq lists its product as uncharacterized. The transcript has 4 exons. NCBI's taxonomy places the organism in Eukaryota, Viridiplantae, Streptophyta, Magnoliopsida, Fabales, Fabaceae. Bases 117 to 2537 code for a protein of 806 amino acids. The record is from RefSeq and is a predicted model, not a curated record.